Messenger RNA from Pseudonaja textilis, 1146 nucleotides. NCBI's taxonomy places the organism in Eukaryota, Metazoa, Chordata, Lepidosauria, Squamata, Elapidae. The record is from RefSeq and is a predicted model, not a curated record.
GAGGGAUGUUUCAGUGCUGGGCCAGGCUGAGGCCUUGGCGGCUGGGAGCCUGCUCCACCUUCCGGGAGAGGAGCCUGGCCAGCAGUCCCCGCCCGCCCACCCCCUGUCUAAGUCAACUGGCUUCUUCUGGCCGCCACCCGGCCUGGCGGUCUUCUCCGUUCUGGAGGGUGGGUGAUUUCCGCCUCUUGGUUCCUGCCAGCCAGCCUGCUUUGACCCUCUGGAGACCCUCCUCCCAAGAGCACUCGCGGGGCCCUCGACCGGAGCGCUAUUAUCCUCUGAGGACCCGCCUGCUGGUCUUCUCCCUUGUGACGCUCCAGCUGGUGCUGGCGUGGCUGUAUUUCCGGUCGGAGAAGGAGAAGCAGGACAAGCAGAAACGCAUUGAGGAGUUGAGGAAAGUGGCCGUCGGGCAAGGCAACUUCCAGCUGGUGGACCACACCGGCCGUCCUUGUUCCAAGGAGGACCUGAAAGGCAGCUGGAUCCUCCUUUACUUCGGCUUUACUCACUGCCCGGAUAUCUGUCCGGAAGAGUUGGAGAAGAUGAGCCGGGUGGUCAACAUGCUGGACGCAGACCCCAAACUGCCCCGUCUCCAGCCCAUCUUCAUCACCGUGGACCCUGAGCGGGAUACAGUGGAGGCCGUGGCCAAAUACGUGAAGGAGUUCCAUCCACGGUUGCGGGGGCUGACUGGCACCCCGGAACAGGUGAAGGAGGCUGGGCGGUCCUACCGCGUCUACUACAGCACUGGCCCCAAAGAUGAGGACAACGAUUAUCUGGUGGACCACACGGUCAUCCUCUACUUGAUCGCUCCGGAUGGGCUCUUCUUGGAUUUCUACAACCGCUACAAGACGGACGUGAAGAUUGCGGAGAACAUACGGGGACACAUGACCACUUACAAGACCCUCCUUGCCUGAGCCGGGGAUUAUGGGGUUGGAGAGAGAACCGGGGGAUGGGAGGGGCUUCAUUUGGGAGGCUCCAGGCCUUGCGAAAAGACAGGCCGUCGGGUUGUGCGUGGGUGGGUGUUUUUGCAGACUUGCGUGCUGUUUUGGAUGGCGGGUUGUGCGGGGAUUGUCGCGGUAACAAUAAUCACGCUUGGAAACGGAGUUUCGUAUCGUCUGUGUAUUCGACCAGCCUUUCCCUUUUUUAAAAAAA